AUGAUGUACAAUUAUUUUAUCUUGAUACUUGUCACUGCCGUUCAAGCAGACAAAUGGCCCGAUCCGAAGAAUGAUCCAUUAAUAUUUAUCGCAAACCCUGUUGAAGCUAAUAUGCCCGGACACUGGGUGCCUGGCAGUGUUGUAAAAGCUAUAUUGGAAGGAGCGACUCCAUUUGAUAGUGUGAAACCUCAAACCACCAGCGCCAGCACCAUAUCUUGGAUUACGUAUCCAGUGACCAAAGAUAAGUUAAAACAGACCGUAAAACCAAAAUCAACUGAAAAAACUGAGGAAAGUGAGACCUCAGGAGAGCCCGAAAGCAAGGCCAACUCUGAAGAAAACCAAUCGCAAACGGAGCCAAAAGAACCAGAAUCUACGCUAGAAUCUGAACCAAAAUUUGCACCAGAGUCUGCACCAGAACCUGAACCAGAACCAGAACAGGAAUCUGCACCAGAACCAGAACCAGAAUCUGCACCAGAACCUGAACCAGAAUCUACACCAGAACCUACACCAGAGUCUACACCGGAGCCUACACCAGAGCCUACAUCAGAAUCUACCUCAGAAUCUACACCAGAACCUACACCGGAAUCUACACAAAAACCUACACCGGAAUCUACACCAGAACCCGUAACUUUAACUAAAAAACCACCUAAAAAAAGAGGAAAAAAUAAAGACAAGGGCAAUAAUAUAAAUGCUUAA
Messenger RNA from Arctia plantaginis, 696 nucleotides. NCBI's taxonomy places the organism in Eukaryota, Metazoa, Arthropoda, Insecta, Lepidoptera, Erebidae. The record is from the annotation of a GenBank genome assembly.